Molecule: messenger RNA, 1221 nt
Organism: Xyrauchen texanus (razorback sucker)
Lineage: Eukaryota; Metazoa; Chordata; Actinopteri; Cypriniformes; Catostomidae
Product: C3a anaphylatoxin chemotactic receptor-like
Exons: 4
Coding region: 1-1221 (406 amino acids)
Biological process (GO): inflammatory response; positive regulation of cytosolic calcium ion concentration; complement receptor mediated signaling pathway
Cellular component (GO): plasma membrane
Molecular function (GO): G protein-coupled receptor activity; complement component C5a receptor activity
Source: RefSeq, a predicted model, not a curated record
AUGCACUUGAUGACCGACUUUGCCCCCUGGGUCACAAAGGUCACAGCGCGAGCACUCGGACAAGGGACGCUCACAGUCAUGGUCCAGGAACGACAUCUGUGGCUGAACCUGGUCCAGAUCCGUGACCCUGACAAAGCCCACUUUCUCAACGCCCCGUCUCCCAGUUCGGUUUAUUCGAAUUUCUUCAUGGGUAAUCGGUAUUUAGAGGUCUUCCUGUCAUUUCUUGGAUCAGUAUCACUUGAGAAAUCAACAAGGAUAAACAGGAUGCUUAAGAACAUCAGCUCAAUCACAGCGAUGGAGAAUGAUUACAUCUCAGUGAUUUCUCAGAUCUUCUUCUAUCUGACGUUUCUCCUCGGAGUUCCAGGAAAUGUCUUUGUUGUGUACAUCGCUGGAAUGAAGAUGAAGAGGACCGUUAAUACAAUAUGGUUCCUUAAUCUAGCGAUUGCAGACCUCCUGUGCUGCCUUUCUACACUGGUCUUUAUAAUAGGGGACUCUAUUGGCAAUAACUGUGAAUUAGGAUCUGUCGUGUGCAAGAUUUUUCCUUUGGUUGCAUUUGUCACCGUGUUUGCCAGUGUCUUCAUCUUGAGUUUGAUUAGUCUGGAUCGGUUUACACAGGUGAUCACUCCAGUUUGGGCUAAAAAUCAUCGCAGUCUGUUGCUUGUUCGACUGUCCUGUGCAGCGGCCUGGAUCCUGUCUAUAGCUCUUAAUGUGCCCUUUAUGAUAUUAACAAGAACCAUUGAAUAUGAUAACAUCACACACUGCGUAGUGUUUGAUUAUGACUUUGAAACAUAUAGAAAGUUUACUGUCAUCAGCUUUGUGUUUGGUUUUAUGAUUCCUCUCAUAUGCAUCAUCACAUGUUAUGGAUUCAUUGCACGAAAGUUGGGCAGGAGUCGUUUUCACUCUGGACGAGCGUUUCGCAUCAUGUCGGCUGUUAUUGUGGCAUUUUUUCUGUGUUUGCUGCCGUAUCACAUUGUGUAUUUGAUCAGGAUGUUUGGUGUUCAUCAAAGUGUCAUGUUUGCCAGUAGAUUUGUCCCAUUGACCGUCUGUUUGGCGUUUUUCAACAGCUGUCUGAAUCCAGUUCUGUAUUUUUUCAUAGGGCAGGAUAUUAAGGAGAAGUUUAAACUUUCAUUAAAGUUAAAACAUGUUUUUAAAAGAGCUUUCUCUGAGGAGGAGACACAAAUAUCACAAUCCACCGAGACACAACAAAUACAAUCAUUUUAA